UGACACUGUUUUUAACCGAAUAAAUUCAUUUUCUUUUCGUUAUUUGUUGAUUUUAGUUGUUUGUUAUUUUUGUAUGUAUUCGUCGUUGUUUCCGGUAGAGGGCGGAAGUCCGUCAAACUUAAAAAAAAAAAAAAACAGAAGAAGAAGAAAAGGUCACAAACCUCCGAAUCAGAGAUUGGUUUCAGGUAUUUAGAGACACACACGGAUUAGACAGCACACACACGCACACUAUAGUCUCUGAAAAACACACAUUUCUGUGGUGCGGUCCGGAUCAGACUGCACCAAACUCCAUUCAAAAUCUUCCAAAUUUAAGACGUUUCAGUCCAAAACCCUCCAGCUGAGACUGUGACCUGCUGCGAUGUUAGACAGUCAGUUUACUGCUGAUAAAGGAUUAAACUGAACUCUAGAAGAGCUAAAAUAUAAUGAUGAGGUUUAUGUUAUUAAAGUUAAAAGUGGGUUUGGGGUAACAGUAAACUGUGGUCCCCUUUUAUAUGAGUUAUUGUUGGAAUAAAAGCAGCUUCUUCGAUUAUAAAUACGCCGGAGUGAGCAAAAAUGUUGAAAAUUUAAAAUUAAGAGAAGAAUAAAUCAUGAAGAGUAACUAAUAAUGAAAGAAACUCAAAAUGACAGAUUUAUUAGGCGGAUUUUGUGCCACCGUCUCCUCAGACGAAGGACUAUUUCAGAUAGAUUUGAUAAACACAGAUGGAGGAGAAAAGACUGAAAUAAAGGAUUCAGGAACAGCUGCUUCAUAAGAAAUUAAGAUUAAAUGAAGGUGAUCAGAGACUUGAAAACUACUAAAGUUUAAAAAAAUUAAAUCAACGUUUUUAUGAGAAAAAAAUGAGAAAUCAGACAUAGAAAAAAAUCAGUCUUUGUGUUUUUUUUACCUUAUUUAUUUAGUUUUCUGAAUCUCCAUCUGUGAAUCCAUGAAGAUAUAACAUCUGAGUCUGAAUUAAAAUUCUUUACAAAAUUAAUAUUAAUGAUAAAAAGGCAAAAAUCAAACCUUGAUUUAGACGAUCACAGUUUACUGACUCAUUCUUUAACACGUAACUGUGGGUCUAAAAGUCUGAUAUCAACAAAUAAUAGACCUCUGUGCAGCAGGAACUCUUCAAACUCAGACAGCGUUGGUCAGCUGUGGAGUCCUCGCCUUAAACUUAAACUUUGUUUGUCCAGAUGGUGGCGCUAGAGGAAAUGUAAUGGAGUCUAAGCCUCAAGAAUGAGCCUCCAUACACUCUGAGUUCUCUGAAAGAAGGUGCCGAGGUACUACAGGCUCAAAAGUCUCCGCUGCCUCCAGUCAGGUCAAAAUUUUCAAACCAUGUUGACAUGUUUGUUGUUGUGUUUUUUUUUUUUUUUUGUCAGGUAGCAGACCAGCUCACACCAGCUCAGACCAGUUUGAACUGGUUUAGAAUGGCAGCCAUGUUCAGACCUCUGAAGAUCCUCCUACCUGCAACAAAACACCCACCAGUGCGCUGCUGCUCAGGCUUCAUCUCCAGGAUGAGGUUUACUAACUCAUACAUGGGGGAUUGGUUGGUUGGUUGACUGAUUGAUUGAUGGACUGUUUAGGCGUUUCAUUGGUUGAUUGGUUGGUUGGUUGGUUGGUUGGUUGGUUGGUUGAUUGGUUGGUUUUCGUGGUUCUCGUCCUGUCAGGUACUUGAACCGGCUGAAGGAGGACGAUGAAGCGUGUGCGGCGGCGCUGCAGGACGGUGUCUUCUUCCUGUUCCACCGUCUGUCUCCUCUGUUGCAAAGAACUGAGAGAGGAACCUUUAGACCAGCAGAAGUCCACUGCACAGGUAAACCACAAGAUCAUGGAUACCUGGUCUGGAAAUGUGGGGAAACAUCAGAGAUAUCAUGAGCAGGUUUAGGGAAAGAGGAACUCUAGAACCGCAGGUUCAGUUUUAAGGUAGCGGGCCACAGGUAGAAUCCCAGGAGAACCUCAGACUGCUGAUCCGUCUCUGAGGUCUCUGUUUGCUCUGUUCAGAUCUGCAGUCGAUCCUGGAGAGACUCGGUUCAGACGGAUCCUCGGUGAAGGAGUCAGUUCUGAUUGGCUGCUCUGAACAGAACCAGGCUCAGUUCUGUCUGGACGUCGGUAAGAUUACAGUGAACCCCCCACCCUGCCCCGUUCACCCGGACUCUGGGCUCUGAUGUUCCUGUGUUCUGGUCUGUGUUUGGUCCUGCAGGAGAACUGGAUCAGGCUGCUGUGGAGGAGGAGUGUCAGGGGAAAUUUGUGGAUCUGAGGAAAUCUUUCUUUCUCCUGAGGAGAGCGGAGGCGCCUCUAGUGGCCAAGGUGGGUAACUGUAACAGUACAGAGUGUUCAGGUUCAGGUCUGCAGGUUUUCUAACAGUCUGGACUCCUUCAGGGUCAGGCUCUGCUGCGCUGGCAUCAAACCAGCGGCUUCUGUAGCGCGACAGGUCAGCCGACCCAACGGAACCAAUCAGGGAGCCAGAGAGUCUGCAGCAGCAGCGGCAUCGUCUACUACCCCAAGGUAACACAGACCAGAACCAGGUUUACACCAGAACCAGGUUUACACCAAAACCAGGUUUACACCAGAACCAGGUUUACACCAGAACCAGGUUUACACCAAAACCAGGUUUACACCAGAACCAGGUUUACACCAGAACCAGGUUCACACCAGAACCAGGUUUACACCAGAACCAGGUUUACACCAGAACCAGGUUUACACCAAAACCAGGUUCACACCAGAACCAGGUUUACACCAGAACCAGGUUCACACCAAAACCAGGUUCACACCAGAACCAGGUUUACACCAGAACCAGGUUCACACCAGAACCAGGUUUACACCAGAACCAGGUUUACACCAGAACCAGGUUCACACCAAAACCAGGUUUCCACCAGAACCAGGUUCACACCAAAACCAGGUUCACACCAGAACCAGGUUUACACCAGAACCAGGUUCACACCAGAACCAGGUUUACACCAAAACCAGGUUUACACCAGAACCAGGUUCACACCAGAACCAGGUUUACACCAGAACCAGGUUUACACCAGAACCAGGUUUACACCAGAACCAGGUUUACACCAAAACCAGGUUUACACCAGAACCAGGUUUACACCAAGUCCCAACAGGAAACUACAUCCAAGAAAUCUACAAACCAGUUUCAAACCAAGUUCUGAACCGACUUCUAACCAAGAACUGGUUCAGAUCUGAUCCAGUACAAUUGAAUCCAAAUCAAACCAGAUCCAGAUUGGAGGUGAAGCAGACCUGUUUGAACCGGUUUCUCCUGCAGAUGGCCCCGGUGGUGAUUGUCCUGGUGUCUGAUGGGAAACGGUGUUUGUUGGGUCGACAGUCGUCCUUCCCUCCAGGACUGUACAGCGCUCUGGCGGGCUUCUGUGACAUGGGUCAGUCCUCCUAACGGAUCACCUGUCUGCUCACCUGUGUGCUCACCUGUAUAACUCACCUGUCUCUCUGUCUCUCUCUCUCUCUCCUUGUGGCGGGUCCAGGUGAGACUCUGGAGGAGACUCUGAACCGGGAGUUGGCGGAGGAGGUGGGUCUGGAGGUCCACAGCGUCUCCUACAGCUCCUCUCAGCACUGGCCUUUUCCUCACAGCUCCUUUAUGGUGGGCUGCCACGCCUCCGUUAGCCCCGCCCACACUCAGGUGAGCUCCCACACCUUUGAAAUUGAGCUUUAACUUAACAGACAGACAGACAGACAGACAGACCCGUCACUGAGCCCUGAGGAACACCUGCUGUAGGUGGCGCUCUCUUGGGUUGAUGGCGGUGUGUCAUGUGAUCUUCUGUUAAAGUUAAAGGUGGACCACUCGGAGCUGGAGGACGCUCGCUGGUUCAGUCUGGAGGAAAUAACCGCCGCCUUGAAGGUGAAGACUCCGCCCAGGAGAGGCGACGCCCCCUCUCUCUGGAUUCCCCCAAAACACGCCCUCGCCAACCGCCUCAUCGUGGAGUGGGUGGAGCAGCAGAGACAGAGUGAGAAGGUGGAGUAAGAGCUGCUAACAGGCUCAGACACCUCCACCCAAACCACAUGGAGAGUGUGACGUCACACAGGACUGGGAGGUCACAUGACCCUGUGGAUGGUCACGUGACCUUCAGGUCAGUAGACCCUGAUCUCUCUGUUGUCUAACCUGGACCCUUUACUCAGAACCAUGGACCACAUGAACCCGGACAGUCUGGGACGGACUCCUGGGGAACACCUGCAACUGGACUCUGGACUCUGGACUCUGUCAGUGCGAGUCUGUCUCCGUCACAGUUCAGGUCUUCGAGGGUCCCCUCAGUCUGUAUAUGAUCCUCUUGGACCCCCUUCAAAGCCACACUGUGCCUACAGGAAACCAGACCCUCCAUCAGCUGAUCAUGUGGUUUACAGAGUCCAGGAUCAGGUGUACUGGAGCCUCAUAUUAAAGUGUUUUUGUUUUUGACUGAAUGUUUUAGAAAAAUGAAGUUUAAACCUUUAAAAACACGUUAACCUGUAAAAACCGAACAGCUACCUCUGAGUCUGUUUCAUCCUCAGUCCGUCUGUCUGUCUGUGAACUCCGGAUGUUUCAAUAAAAACUCAAACAUGAACCUUUGUGCUCAAGAACUCAUUCAACUGUGGCUCAGGAUCCAGAGUCCUGGAUCAGGGCCAUUUCUAGGCUCUGAGUCCAGGUCAGAGAAACUGUCCAAGUCUCUGAGGUGGACUCUGAGUCGGAGAAGUUGAGUCCAAGUUAUAAAGAAACAGGAAGGACUGAUCAGCUGUGAAGGAGACGAGGGUCAAAUAUGUCCACCACAGAGGUCCUGAAGGUCCACUGUAC
Molecule: messenger RNA, 4751 nt
Organism: Xyrichtys novacula (pearly razorfish)
Lineage: Eukaryota; Metazoa; Chordata; Actinopteri; Labriformes; Labridae
Source: the annotation of a GenBank genome assembly